CCCUCAACGUUGCCCAGCGACCGAUGUACUGUCGACAAGAAUUUCCUUGUUCUUGAUGCAGUGGUCUCCUCCGGAGCGGGAUCCUACAAAGACCUUCAAAUACUACUCAUGCCCCGCUAUCAGCCGACAUUGAAAAAUGCUCUGCGCGCUCUUUGGUCCGUCGAUAUUCUGCCGCACCCCGCAAGAACACUUGGAGAGCCAAUGGAGGCGAAAUACCCAACUACCACCCACACCUCCUGAGCGACACGUCCGUGUUUAUUUAUUCCUCGAGUGGCAAGAAGGACGCGAUGAUAAGGAGCUUCUCGACGGCCUGCUGUACUUAAAAGCAGACGUGCCGCUUGAACCUACGGGUAAACUCUCACUCCUGCGCAUACGUGCGAUGUGGGGCCUGGAGAACUGUAUUCCAAUAGACCAAUAUCGACGUAUGGCUUUCAAAGCAGCCCACCCUCAUUACCUGUCGCCCAUUGCUAUUGGGGUGCUCGCAGACGAAAACGGCGUGCUGAAGUUGUUUGAACCUAGACCAUCUGAUUCCACCAUCGCCAUGCGGGAGAAGCGCAUGCAGUAUGUGAGGCGAUACCAGGCAGAAACCACUUGGUUGUAUGAAACCGCGAUUCAAAAAGCGGACGAAGCUAUCAGCAGUAAGAAAAUGUUCUUCGUGUUGGUUGUGUUGGUGAUCUGUAUGGUCGAGGCUCUGGUACGCUUCAUGGACAGGUCGAACCAGUUGGAGACUUGCUUAUGGACACCUUGGGCAUUGUGGCCCGAAUUCAAGAACGAGUAUGCCCGCAGUCGUCUGAUGGAUGACCAUGGUUUCUUUUAUUGCAUGGGACAUUAGCUACCCUUUCACGUCAUUCGCAACACUGCACGUUCCUGUCCUCAUAUCAACUGAACAGUUAGUCGUGUACGCUCCCUGUAUUUUCUCCCCAUGUUUUAGCGUUCCUAAAUUAAAUCAUGGCCUUGUGCAUGUACUGUCACCAGCAGCCGACAUAUUUGCUCAUCAGUGUUACAGCUGUAC
Messenger RNA from Pisolithus orientalis, 1012 nucleotides. RefSeq lists its product as uncharacterized. Lineage: Eukaryota; Fungi; Basidiomycota; Agaricomycetes; Boletales; Pisolithaceae. The transcript is spliced from 5 exons. Bases 137 to 832 code for a protein of 231 amino acids. The record is from RefSeq and is a predicted model, not a curated record.